Molecule: messenger RNA, 1779 nt
Organism: Chionomys nivalis (European snow vole)
Lineage: Eukaryota; Metazoa; Chordata; Mammalia; Rodentia; Cricetidae
Gene: Prxl2c
Product: peroxiredoxin like 2C
Exons: 6
Coding region: 26-706 (226 amino acids)
Source: RefSeq, a predicted model, not a curated record
CCGGAGCGGUCGCCCUACCCCUGCUAUGGCCGCGCCGGUGACGCGGCAGGUCAGCGGCUGCGCGGGUCCGGUCCUGACCCCAACCGGCUUAGACACAGAACCCGGGCAGCCCCUGGCAGCUGCCGUGGCUGAUCUGCCGGUGCUGGAUGCGUCCGGGAGACGGGUGUCUUUCGGCGCGCUGUUCCGGGAGCGUCGGGCCGUGGUGGUGUUCGUGAGGCAUUUCUUGUGUUACGUCUGUAAAGAAUAUGUCGAGGAUCUGGCCAAAAUCCCCAAGAGCUUCCUCCGAGAAGCGGAUGUCACCCUCAUAGUGAUUGGGCAGUCAUCGUACCAUCAUAUUGAGCCUUUCUGCAAACUGACUGGAUAUUCUCAUGAAAUCUAUGUUGAUCCUGAGAGAGAAAUUUAUAAAAGAUUGGGAAUGAAAAGAGGUGAAGAAAUUUCCUCCUCAGGACAGAGCCCCCACAUAAAGUCCAACCUGCUUUCGGGAAGCCUUCAGAGUCUGUGGCGGGCAGUCACUGGUCCGCUUUUUGACUUCCAAGGAGACCCAGCUCAGCAAGGCGGAACCUUCAUUUUCGGUCCAGGUAACAGCAUCCACUUUGUGCACCGAGACAGGAAUAGGUUGGAUCACAAGCCCAUAAACUCUGUUUUACAGCUUGUGGGAGUUCAGCCUGUGAACUUCAUGAGCAGACCUACAGUUAUCCAUGUGUGAAUGGGCCCUUGAAAUGUGAGACAAAAUGCCAGGCUUCAUGAGAUUAUGAAAACACAAAACUCAUGUGCCUAUAGAACUAUUCUGAGAGGCAUCAGGAAAAAGCAUUUUAAAUUUUAUAGCCUCUAUAAUUAUCCAUUCAAUGAAAGAUUUUUGACAACUAAAAUAUAAGAAGGGGGCUGGAAAGAUCACUUCGUGGUUAAGAGCACUUGCUUCUCUUGCAGAGGACCUAGGUUUGGCUCACAGUUGUCUGUAACCUCAGUUCUAAGGUAUCCAACACCUUCUUCUGGCCUUGGGGACCAGGUGCACGUGUGGUAAACAUGCAUAAAUGUAGGCAAGCACUCAUACACGUGAAAGAAGGAUAAAUAAAUCCUAUAAAACUACAUACAUGCCGGGCGGUGGUGGCGCACGCCUUUAAUCCCAGCACUCGGGAGGCAGAGGCAUGCGGAUCUCUGUGAGUUCGAGGCCAGCCUGGUCUACAAGAGCUAGUGCCAGGACAGGCUCCAAAGCUACAGAGAAACUUUGUCUCGAAAAACUUAAAAAAAAAAACAAAAACAAAAACUACAUACAUAUGUGCAUGUAUGCAUGCGUGUAUGAAGGGAAGGGAAGAAUGGGUCAGGUAUGGUGGCACAGGUUUGUAAUCCUAACACUGAGUAAUGGGACAAAAAUUCAGCCUGCCCAAGCAAUGGUGGUGCAUACCUUUAAACCCAGUGCUUGGGAGGCAGAGGCAGGCGGAUCUCUGCUAGUUCGAGGCCAGCCUGGUCCGCAAGAGCUAGUUCUAGGACAGGAUCCAAAAGCUACAGGGAAACCCUGUCUCGAAAAACAAACAAACAAACAAACAAAAAGCAAAUAAAUGUACAGUCAGAUGUGAUGGUGCAUGGAUGGGGAGGAGGCAGGAAUUCUAGAACAGACUUACCUUUCUAGAUACCUGCUUUUCUCACCCCCAAAUCUGUCUUAUUUAGAAAACUAUUGUCAUAUUUUACUUUUUAAGAAUUUUAGUUUUGCCGGGCGGUGGUGGCGCACGCCUUUAAUCCCAGCACUUGGGAGGCAGAGGCAGGCGGAUCUCUGUGAGUUCG